Molecule: messenger RNA, 714 nt
Organism: Tremella mesenterica DSM 1558
Lineage: Eukaryota; Fungi; Basidiomycota; Tremellomycetes; Tremellales; Tremellaceae
Exons: 2
Coding region: 1-714 (237 amino acids)
Source: RefSeq, a predicted model, not a curated record
AUGUCAUUAUCCGGAACAUCCCUCGCUAGAGCUUUGAUAAGACCUACAAACCCACCUAUCCUUCCUAUCCCUUCACGUCGAGCGGGAAACAACGUCCCUAAAUCCUUACAUAAAACUCGAAGAGGUUGGAAACCCAAUACGACUCGAGCCGAUUGGCCAAUAAGUUUACUCGAAACUGCUCUUAGAUCCACUACCCUUUCUUACCCUGCACCUAUAUACUUGGGUCGGACGACACCUACCACACCACUGAUCGCAACCAACGAAAGUAAACCAAUCCAAUCCCCUCUUCAUUCUGUUCGAAUGAUAACGGAUGGUAGGACUCAAGAUCACGCGAUCGGAUCUAUGAAAGAAACGAGCAGAAAAGUGGAGAAUAUGAAGAAAGAUGAAGAAAAGGGUUUGAUCAUCAAGUCGGAGUCGGGAGAGGAUAAGAGGGUCGCUGCGAAACAGGAAAACUUGGAGAUCGGACAUGUGAUACGAGAUGAGAUGAAAGUUAAAGAAGGAAGGAUGAAUAUGUUGAAAGGGGUUAAGAUGCAGACUAGAAGAUUGAAGGAUGUUGAGAAAGCUGGUGGGUUGGAAGGUUUAUUGCUCUCUCGACCUAGCAAACAUUUCACACCAUUCGGACGUAGACUUCGAUAUAAGCUCUUCCAGGAGCUCGAACGUAUUGCCGACUCCCGCCGAAUACCAAUCCCCGUCACUCCAGACAUCUCAAGUUAA